Prunus armeniaca (apricot) is the source of this 648-nucleotide messenger RNA. The record is from the annotation of a GenBank genome assembly. Lineage: Eukaryota; Viridiplantae; Streptophyta; Magnoliopsida; Rosales; Rosaceae.
AUGGCGCUGGCUGUUGAGCGAACAUCGGAAGAAAGUCGGUGGCCUGCCCCCCCUGCUGAAGAUAUUGAAAGAUGGAAGUUGCACUGCUUGAAGCUAAGUGACUUGCCAGUUGAGCAGGAUGAGUCAUCGACCGAGUCCCCCGAGGAUAGGAAGGCGUGCAGUGGACCCGCCCGCGAUGGAGCUGCAGUUUCACGAUCAAUGGAUACGUCUCUACAGCAGGGGCAGCCGAGAUCUUCUCUUACCGCGAACAAGUCUUCCUCACAGGAGGCCUCGUCUGCCGGGAUCAAACGCCUUGUUAGUGCGAACAGCAGGAAGGCCAAUGGCAUGCAGGAAGUUCGGGGUUCAAGUCGCCAACCGUAUUGCCCAAAACUCAUGAUCUGCCUUGUAAGGAGGACGUUGAGAAGCAAGGUUCGGGGCGUCUGCGCCGGUCUGGGGACCAAACUGAGAGGACUGUACCUCUGCCCAGCCACCAUGACUCGUCUGCGGGACCACGAACAAUCAAGCGCGGAGCUGACUCGAUGUUGCAAGCUGCAAGCAAGAAAGCUAAAGAGUCGUCUGCUCGAGCAAAGAGUCCUCCAGUCGCGCGAACUGCUGGUUUGGGGAUUAGUGAUAGCUCUGUUGGGGGUGAGCCUGUGUCUGAUCUGCUGA